AUGACACGCGACGAGUUUGAGGCCUUGAAAUUGUGCUGCUCGUUUGCGACGCACUACGAUGACUAUGUCUCGGCUUUGCUUGAGUUGAACGCUCAGCCGCUGUCGUCGGCGUUAUUCGCAGCUGAGCCUAAGCUGUCUCACACCCUCAUCAACCUGCCAUGUGAUCCAAUGGUCUUGUCAUCCGAGACGAAGAUUAAAUUGCGACUCGAGGGACGUGCAUCAUCACUAUACGCACGCGACAUGCCUCCAAAGAAUCAGAUCAGAUUAGAACUCUCUCUUGCCUUCGUCGCUGGAACCAUCGUUGAACCAUAA
Fomitiporia mediterranea MF3/22 is the source of this 312-nucleotide messenger RNA. RefSeq lists its product as uncharacterized. Bases 1 to 312 code for a protein of 103 amino acids. The transcript is spliced from 2 exons. Lineage: Eukaryota; Fungi; Basidiomycota; Agaricomycetes; Hymenochaetales; Hymenochaetaceae. The record is from RefSeq and is a predicted model, not a curated record.